This is a messenger RNA of Colletotrichum orchidophilum, 171 nucleotides long. RefSeq lists its product as uncharacterized. Bases 1 to 171 code for a protein of 56 amino acids. The record is from RefSeq and is a predicted model, not a curated record. The transcript has a single exon. NCBI's taxonomy places the organism in Eukaryota, Fungi, Ascomycota, Sordariomycetes, Glomerellales, Glomerellaceae.
AUGUCGCCACUUUACCACACCACUCGUCGGCUCCUCCCAGCGACGUUGGCUCGUAUCUUUCUGCGAGGGGUGGCUUCCGGAGCUUCUGGCCAACGCCGGCAGUGCCAUCCACGUCCUUGGGGUUCACUGUGGCCGCGAAGUGGGUUGCAUUGCCGCCGAUGCUCGAUGUGA